UCCAUGGACAACACUACAGAGGUGACUGAGUUCGUCCUUGUGGGGUUAUCCGAUGACCCGGAAGUGCAGAUCCUGCUCUUCCUCACCUUCUCUCUCAUCUACCUCCUCACCCUGGUUGGGAACCUGGGGAUGACCGAGCGGAUCCUGCUGGACUCUCGUCUCCACACGCCCAUGUACCUCUUCCUCAGCCAGCUCUCUCUGGUGGACUUUGGUUACUCCUCAGCGGUCACUCCCAAAGUGAUGGCAGGAUUCCUCACAGGAGACAAAACCAUUUCCUACGAGGCUUGCCAGUUCUUCUUCUUCGUGGCCUUUAUCACCGUAGAAAGUUUCCUCUUGGCCGCAAUGGCUUAUGACCGCUAUGCAGCCGUGUGCAAACCCCUGCACUACACCGCCGCCAUGACGACCAAAGCGUGCGCCCGUCUGCUCACAGGCUGCUGCUUCUGCGGCUUCCUGAAUGCCUGCGUCCACACCGGGAACGUCUUCAGGCUCUCCUUCUGUAGGUGCCACGUGCUCAACCACUUCUUUUGUGACGCUCCUCCUCUGCUGGCUCUCUCGUGCUCAGACAGCUACGUCAGUGAGAUGGUUAUUUUCUUCGUGGUGGGUUUCAAUGACCUCUUUUCUAUUCUGGUCAUCUUCAUCUCCUACCUGUUUAUAUUUAUCACCAUUCUGAGGAUGCGCUCAUCUGAAGGACGCCAGAAGGCCUUUUCCACCUGUGCUUCCCACCUCACUGCUGUCUCCAUCUUCUAUGGGACCGUCAUCUUCAUGUACUUACAGCCCAGCUCCAGCCACUCCAUGGGCACAGACAAAAUGGCGUCCGUGUUCUACACCAUGGUCAUCCCCAUGCUGAAUCCACUGGUCUACAGCCUGAGGAACAAAGAGGUCAAGGGUGCCUUUAAAACGGCUGUGGGGAAGGCAAAGUCUUCUAUAGGAUUUGUAUUUUAA
Molecule: messenger RNA, 942 nt
Organism: Cervus elaphus (red deer)
Lineage: Eukaryota; Metazoa; Chordata; Mammalia; Artiodactyla; Cervidae
Product: olfactory receptor 5B12-like
Biological process (GO): sensory perception of smell; G protein-coupled receptor signaling pathway
Cellular component (GO): membrane
Molecular function (GO): G protein-coupled receptor activity; olfactory receptor activity; odorant binding
Source: RefSeq, a predicted model, not a curated record